This is a messenger RNA of Nilaparvata lugens (brown planthopper), 1953 nucleotides long. Its product is annotated as lethal(3)malignant brain tumor-like protein 3. The coding region runs from base 1 to 1248 and encodes 415 amino acids. Gene Ontology annotation, biological process: regulation of DNA-templated transcription. Gene Ontology annotation, cellular component: nucleus. The transcript is spliced from 7 exons. Lineage: Eukaryota; Metazoa; Arthropoda; Insecta; Hemiptera; Delphacidae. Gene Ontology annotation, molecular function: protein binding; sequence-specific DNA binding; zinc ion binding. The record is from RefSeq and is a predicted model, not a curated record.
AUGGUGUACCUGCUGCUUCCUCAGCUGAGGACUCUGAAUGGAUGGUGUAUCAUAUGUUUUUCUCUGUGUUCUGCUGUGGCCAGUUUUGCACAUUCAGCAGUUUUACGUGGAGGAUGGGGUAAAACUGCUUGUCACCUUUUCCCGUACAAAUCGUCGCAACCGUUCUCGUGGGACACGUACCUCAAGGAGACGAAGUCUGUUGCGGCGCCAGCGCGCGCUUUCAAGACGCGGCCACCGACCAGUUUCAGGGUGGGCAUGCGCCUGGAGGCGGUCGACAGACGUGCGCCCCACCUGUUGCGUGUGGCGAGUGUGGGCGCAGUCAGGGCGCAUCAGAUCAGGUUGACCUUUGACGGAUUCCCGGAUGAAUUCGGGUAUUGGGUGGACGAUGAUUCGCCCGAUAUACAUCCGGUGGGAUGGGCCAGUAAGACUGGGCAUCCGUUGGAGCCGCCUCCUAGUGCGACCAGCGACGAAACGAUCAGUUGUCCAACGGUAGGCUGCCGCGGUGACGGCCACUCCAAGGCGGGCACCAUGCUCACCCGCCACGAGUUUGUCGCGCACUGUCCCUACACCCCCGCCAACCUGAAUCGGCCCACCCUGCUCGCCGAUCGCUUCAACAUAUCCAAGAACGACAUUUUCGAGGUGCCAGAGAUCACUUCCAAGCCGAAAAGUUCUAGAGAAUCGAGGGAAUCAAGCGUAACCACUGAUGGCAACAAAGGCAGCUAUGACGGUGACAGUGGAGAUGAGAACAACGGUAGAAGGAGUGUGACAUCCAACGAAGAUGAUUCCAGGUCUAGAACUCGUCAUUCCAAUCACUCGAAUGAAAGUAAAAAAGGGAAGAAAAGGAAACUGGAAAAAGCAGAAGACGAUCCGUCGACUGCCGGCGGACAACUGAAGAAGCUCCGCCAAGAGCUGAUCGAAUCCGUUCUGAGACCCGGCUACCAGGUGGGCGGCGUUGGUGGAAUGGUGGUGGGUGAGGAGCAGAGCGCCUAUUGGUCGAGGCAUUCGUCCUUGGUGAAGGUGACAGCUGAGGUGCGCGACAAUCCUGCGCAGUGGACGGCCAAACAGGUUGCGGCGUUUCUCAGCACAGUUCAUCCGGGCAAGAGCAAGGUGUUUGUCGAUCAGGAAAUUGAUGGAGAGGCCCUACUCAUGCUCUCGCAGUCUGAUUUGACGUCACUCCUGGGGUUCAAGUUGGGUCCAGCCAUCAAAAUUUACAACGUCAUUACCAUUUUGAGACAAAAAGUAUUCUAAGACACAAAAAUGACAUUGAAUUUUUAAAUUGUGAUAAACCGUGUUUAUGAGUCUAUGAAAUAUUGCCUACCUCUCGAAGGUAAUUAUAUUUAUUAUUUAUAGAUGUAAUAUUCAAAAAAGCUGUACAGUAAAUGUAAAAAAUGUAAAUUUGUUAAUAAGAAUCAGUUUUGUAAUAUAUUUCAUUUAUUUUUUCUACUUCAUAAUGUUAUCAUUAUAUAUAUUUUGUAUUUUUCACCAGUUGAACUUUGAAAGUGCUUUCACUUCGAGAAGUGCUUUUUGUAGUGGUGCUGUUCAACUUGAUGUAUUACUGACAAAAAUUGUUAGUCAGUAAUUAAUAAUAAUUAUUUUGUUGAAGUAAGAUUUAUUUUAUUGUUACACAAGUACAAAUCAUACAAUAAUGUGUUUUCUCGUUCAUCUACACUGGUUUGAAAAAUAUUCCACUACGGUACUUUCAAAAAUUGGUAUGAUUUACCUUGCUAAAUAUAUUAUUUACAUUAUAUUAUAUCUGAUUAUCUUAUUUAUUUACUGUUUCGAAUAAACAUCAACCCUUGUUACACGAAAUAUUUUAAUGAUCAAGUCUCAAUAGAUUAAUGUUGAUUUGUUAUUCAACUGGUUCUAUUCAUUAGAAUUAUUAUUUUAUUUCCAAAGAAAUGGAUAUCAACGGCAAUAAAGAAAUGCUCCACAAAUGGCAUUUGAUAAAAAAUA